CCGCCCGCCUCGGGAGAUUUCUCGCCUGCGCGCUCUGAGCCCGGGCGUUGGCCCUUGCGGCCCUUCGGGUGAGAGCGGUGGUUUUCUGGCUGCGGCCGGUGGACUGUUCCCGCGGGUCGGCAGUCGGAGCCCGGGGGCCGGGCCGGGUAGUCGAGGCGGGCCGCCCUGACCCCGGCGGUGUAGUCCCCGCUCGGACGCCGCCGCGGAGCCUUCCCUGCGCGGACUACAUUUCCCAGAGGACACUGCUGUUCUCCAAGAGAGAAGCCAGGAAGGAAAGCUGGAAAUGACUGUUGAACUAGUGAAAGCCAUAUCCCAGGACUUGGUGACAUUCAAGGAUGUGGCAGUAGACUUUUCCCAGGAGGAAUGGGAAUGGCUAAACCCUGCUCAGAGGAAUUUGUACAAGAAUAUGAUGCUGGAGAACUAUCAGAACCUGGUAUCACUGGGUCUUUGUGUCUCUAAGCCAUAUGUGAUCUCCUUAUUGGAGCAAGGGAAAGAGCCUUGGGAGACGAAGACAGAGAUGACAAGCCUAUUCCCAGAUUCGGGAUCUAUAUAUGAGACACAAGAAUUAUCUCUGAAGCACUUCAUGUAUGAUGAUGUGUUAAUAGAGAGACUUACAGGCUAUGGACUUGAGUGUUCCACUUUCAGAGAAAAUUGGAAAUGUGAAGAUCUUUUUGAGAGGCAGUUGGUAAGUCAAGAGACAUUUAUCAGGAAAGAAGUAAUCACUCAUAAUAAAACCCUUACUAAGGAGAUAGAUCACAACUAUAACAAAUCUGGGAAAUUUAUCCACCUAGGCAGUGUAGAAGAAAAUAUUUAUAAUCAAAAGUCAGAUAAAAAAAGCUUUUCCCAGAAUUCUGUGGUAGUAAAACACAAGAAAGUCUAUGCAGGAAAGAAAGUUUUUAAGUGUAACGAAUGUGAGAAAACCUUUACCCACAGCUCCUCCCUUACUGUCCAUCAGAGAAUUCAUACUGGUGAAAAACCAUAUGAAUGUAAAGAAUGUGGGAAAGCCUUCAACCAGAGUCAGCACCUUGUGCAACAUCACAGAAUACAUACAGGAGAGAAACUCUUUGAAUGUAAAGAAUGUAGGAAAGCCUUCAGCCAAAAUGUGCACCUUAUUCAACAUCAAAGAAUUCAUACUGGAGAAAAACCAUAUAAGUGUAUGGAAUGUAGAAAAGCCUUCAGCCAACCUGCACACCUUGCACAGCACCAGAGAAUUCACACUGGGGAGAAGCCCUAUGAAUGUAAGGAAUGUGGGAAAGCCUUCAGUGACGGCUCGUCCUUUGCCCGACAUCAGAGGUGUCACACUGGCAAAAGACCCUAUGAAUGCAUUGAAUGUGAGAAAGCCUUCAGGCAGAACACGUCCCUUAUUCGUCACUGGAGGUAUUACCACACUGGGGAGAAACCUUUUGAUUGCAUCGAUUGUGGGAAAGCCUUCAGUGAUCACAUAGGCCUUAUUCAGCAUAGGAGAAUUCAUACUGGAGAGAAACCAUAUAAAUGUAAAGUGUGUGGAAAAUCCUUCAGUUAUGGCUCAUCCCUUACUGUCCAUCAGAGAAUUCACACAGGAGAGAAACCUUAUGAAUGUGUUGUCUGCGGGAAAGCCUUCAGCCAUCAUGCUUCACUCACGCAGCACCAAAGAGUGCAUUCUGGAGAGAAACCUUAUGAUUGCAAGGAAUGUGGGAAAGCCUUUAGACAGAGUAUACACCUUGCGAGUCAUUUGAGAAUUCAUACUGGUGAAAAACCCUAUGAAUGUAAAGAAUGUGGAAAAGCUUUUAGCAUCAGUUCACAGCUAGCUACUCAUCAGAGAAUUCAUACUGGAGAGAAACCUUAUGAAUGUGAGGAAUGUGGUAAAGCCUUCAGCCAGAGGGCACACCUUGUCCAACAUCAUAAAAUUCAUACAGGAGAGAAACCUUAUGAGUGUAACGAAUGUGGGAAAGCCUUCAGCCAGACUACCCGCCUUAUUCAACAUCAGAGAGUUCAUACUGGAGAGAAGCCCUAUAAAUGUAGCGAAUGUGGAAAGGCUUUUAGCGACAGCUCAUCUCGUUCCCAGCAUCGGAGACUCCACACCGGCCAAAGGCCCUAUGAAUGUGUUGAAUGUGAGAAGGCAUUUAGAACAAAAUCAUCCCUUAUUUGUCAUCAAAGAUGUCAUACUGGGGAGAAACCUUAUGAAUGUAGUGUGUGUGGUAAAGCCUUUAGCCAUCGUCAAUCCCUUACUGUUCAUCAGAGAAUUCAUUCUGGAGAAAAACCGUAUGAAUGUCAGGAAUGUGGGAAAACCUUUAGCCAGAUUGGACACCUUAAUCUACAUAGAAGAAUUCACACCGGAGAGAGAUCAUAUGAAUGUAAGGAAUGUGGAAAGGUCUUCAGACAAAGUGCGCACCUUACUCACCAUCAGAAAGUUCAUGCUGCUGAGUCAUCUCAGGCAUCCAGCUCUUCCUCGUCCCAUAUGUCACCAAGCCCCGUGGAUAUAUCUGCUAGAUUUUUUUGGAAUUCAUCCACUUCUUUGAAUUCUUACUGUCCUACUCCAAAACACAGUAAUUUUACCUGGACUGUUCCAAUAUAAAAACUGGUCCUACAUCCUGUUUUAUUCCCUUCAGGUUCAUUCUUCACAUUACUGGCAUGGUGGUCUUUUAAACAUGUAAAUGUAAUUAAACUGCUCUACUCUUAAAACCCUGAUUAUGAAAAUUUAAACUAUUCGAUGCAUAUAAGUGCUUAGCAAACUGCCUGACCCAGACUAAGUGCUUGGUAAAUGUUAAGUCAGUAUCAUUGAGAAUCUGUUCAAAAUUAUUUUUAAAGAGUGAACUCUGGAAAGCAGUAUAUCAGUACUAGGAGAUCAUACUAAUUUUGGAACUGAAACUACAUCUUAAGAUGGAUAAUGAGGAUUAGCAUGUUUGUAUUUUUAAAGUUUGAUGUCAGAAUAACAUAGUGGCUUUCUCAUGACUCCAAGGCUGUAUGCCUUUGUUGGUGCAGAAAUUUAGUGUGACCUGGUACAUAGAAUGUGUUUUAGGAAGUAUCGAAAGCUCUGGAUAUACUGAAACAAAAUAAUUAGAAUUAACCCAGGAAUGUAAGAUUAUAGUUAAUCAAAGACAGAAAAGAAAAAUUCCUUAAUAUUUAAAACUGAAGCAGUAGAGAACUUGAAUAGUCUAGCCCUGUUUUAAGACACCUGGGUUCACAGAUUAGUUCUAAAUUUCCAAGGAACCACUAAUUAAACUGUUGUAGAGUAUGGAAAAACUAUUUAAAACGUAAUACUUUGAAACAUUUGGAAUACUUUCAUGAGGCUAAUUCAGUUCUGAUAUCAACCCCCCUCCCCCAAAAUGAAAUGAUAGAUUCAUUUACUUACGGUUCUAUAUAGAAAGGAAAUUUUAUUAAUCUUUAUUGAAGGAGAACAGAGGUUCUGAAUAAAUGGAGAUCCAUACAUGUUUCUAGAUGGAAGUUUCAAUACUGUAAAGAUGUCUCCAUUCACUGUUCCAGCCAUGAUAACUGUAGGAUAUUUUUAUGUCGACAGUUUUGUUCUGAAAAUCACAUAGAGUGGUAAGUAGGCAAGCAUCAUAGGAAGUUUUUGGAAAAGAUCAUAUACCCAUGAAUUCAGUGUAUUGUAAAAGUAGUAUUUUUUUUUGUUUCUAUUUAUUUAUUUUUAAGUAAUCUCUAUAGCCAGGGCUUGAACUCAACCCAAGAUCAGGAGUCGCAUGCUCCUCUGACCAUGCCAGCCAGGCGCCACACUGAAAUGGUAUUUUUGAUCUAUCAGUGGGGGAGAUGGAUUAUUAAAAUGGUGUUUGACAGUUAGUUAUCCAGCUGGAAGUAAAGUCAGAGCCACAUUUUACUCCUUACAAAGAAGUUCCCUGAAUACGGAUUAAAGAUGCAAUAGGAAACACAAAAUUCUAGAAGAGAAUAUAGAACAUUUCUAUUCCUUUGAGUUCAGGAAGACUUGGUAAGCUGAACACAGAGUCCAGAAGCCACGAAGAGAGAGUGACAGGAAGGAGCACAUAAAAGAUUUAAACCAUUUGCAUGAUAUAAGGCACUAUGCAAAGUUAGAAGGCACAUGACAGGCUGGGAGAUAUUUUAAACAUAUACAUAUUAUUACGGAUAUAGCCCUUCUAAAAAGAGCUGUUGAAAAGCAGCAAGGAUAAGUAAGAUACAGUCUGAAAACCACACCAACAAGCAACUCGCAGAUGCGGAACAUGAAAUUGUCAAAUAAAAUAGAGGAAGUUCCUAACUGCAGCAAUGAUCGGAUAAAUUGAAAUUUUAAAAAGCCCUUGCCACCAACAUAAAUCAGCACAAAUUCUGUGGAUAAUAUCCAGUACUGUUGCAGAUGUGAGAAAUAUAUUUUUAUACAUUUGGAGGAUAAAUUAGUUAAAAGCCAUUUUAGAAGCUAAUGUGUUACCUGUCAACAUUUUAAAUGUGACUAAUCACUUUGCUGUGAUUCUAAAUCUAGGAAUUUAUCUUCUUGAAAAGCACAAGUGCAGAAAUAUAGUUGCAUAAGCACAUUUAUUAUAGAAUUGUAAGAAAUUUGGAGCAGCUUAAAUGUCUAGCACUAGUAAACUAGUUAAUCAGUUAAAUUAUAGAAAAUCCAGUAGAUUACACAGUCACUGAAAAGAAUGAGGUGGAUUUUCAUACUCACAGAAGGACAUCUUAUAAUUUACUAAUUGAGGGUAUAAUUUUCAUAAUUAUAAUAUGAUUGCAUGACCAAAAAUUUAUAAAAUUAAAAUUAUGAAAAUACAUACAUAUCAGAUAUUUGUUUUUGUCUACAACACAAAUUGAAACCAGGCACAUAGAAAUACAGAUUUUUUCCCCUGGGCUGCUCUGACCUCAUUCCUUGAGAUUUUGUGUUGCCAGUUGUUCCUGGUUCACUUUAAUCCAAUCAGAAACUCUGUCCUUGGGACAUAGGAGGAAGUUGUAAAUGAGUCAUCCUUUGGCCACAACUUCAGGCUAUACUGCCUAUGUUUCUGCUGCUCGGCUCACUAGAGCUGACCAGUUUAUUCUUUCCAAGUUGUAUCCUCCUAGUAUCUUGUUUUCAUUUUAAAUUUAGAUUAAGUUCUUUUGCCGUCAACCAAAGAAACCUAACCGAUACAGAAGUUGGUAUCCUUGAAUGAAUUUCAGGCAAAACAUCCUGAGAAAAUGUGGGUUAUUAUUAAAGAUUGGUUAUUGGAUGAAACGGAGCAAAGGAUUGCAAGGCCUCUCUUUGUGGUCUGUGCUUUGAUAGCAACAGUGCAACAGCUAAUCAUCUGUGGUCGAGAUCGUUUUUGGACCAAUCAAAAGGCCAAGAAAUGCCAGUCUGAGGGGUUUGUAUGAUGCUUGUUCAUAAUGGAAUUGGAGAAUAUAACGCAAAAGCAAUAAUGACUUUUAAAAUUUUUUGCUUUAAAGCAUGGACUAGAACACCAGCCAUUUUUGUAGCAUGGUUAAAAGACUCUUCCUUGUAGCUCUGUCUUUGAUUGCUAAAUAUGAAAGAAUGAACUACAAUGCCAAGUGAAUUCACAAUUCUGGCAGAUUUCUUAAGUAAAUUGUUUGACAUUAAGGGGCAUUUGGUAUCCUGGUUGUUGGAAUGAUGGUUUGCGGGAGAAUAGGGGGAUUUUAAAACUCUUAAGCCCAUAAGAAACCUUAAGAAACCAUAUCAACUAAUUAUCCUUCGCCUGAGAUAGCUGUGGAUGAAGGUUAGAGGUUAGCCUAUUUCCCUUUUAGCUCACCAACACUGUGGCUUCAUUGAUUUAGAAAAGAAAGAAAAUCUGAUUCUAAAGUGGCCUAGAGGGGUGCCUGG
Messenger RNA from Ailuropoda melanoleuca (giant panda), 5743 nucleotides. Its product is annotated as zinc finger protein 471. The record is from RefSeq and is a predicted model, not a curated record. Gene Ontology annotation, cellular component: nucleus. The coding region runs from base 284 to 2554 and encodes 756 amino acids. The transcript is spliced from 5 exons. Gene Ontology annotation, biological process: regulation of DNA-templated transcription. Lineage: Eukaryota; Metazoa; Chordata; Mammalia; Carnivora; Ursidae.